Aspergillus ochraceoroseus IBT 24754 is the source of this 1224-nucleotide messenger RNA. RefSeq lists its product as uncharacterized. Gene Ontology annotation, molecular function: protein binding. Gene Ontology annotation, cellular component: EMC complex. Gene Ontology annotation, biological process: protein folding in endoplasmic reticulum. The coding region runs from base 111 to 1040 and encodes 309 amino acids. Lineage: Eukaryota; Fungi; Ascomycota; Eurotiomycetes; Eurotiales; Aspergillaceae. The transcript is spliced from 5 exons. The record is from RefSeq and is a predicted model, not a curated record.
ACCACGUCCACGCCAGCUAUCAACAUUAACGUUUAUAUUUCUUUCAGUCUCCCGCUGCUGUUUCUCCUUUGCAUCAGAUAUCAAAUAAAAUCCAAAGGACUCGUCUCCCAAUGGCUGGUGUUUCCUGGAGCCCAUCGGCCAGCCAUGGGUCAAACCUAACCACCACUCUCCAUAUUGCACAACAAGCGCCCCCCAUUCUGAACCGGCAAUCGCUAGGAAAAACCGCCAUUCGGUCAUCUAUUCUAAGUCAUGAGGGCCCCGAUACCUUUGACGUAUUAGAGAAGCUCUUUUUAUCCUGCAUGCAAUCGGCCGAUGAUAAAUCAGCUUUGUUAUGUCUUGAACGCCUGACACAGCGCUUUGGGGUGUCUAAUGAAAGAAUAAUGGCCCUGCGUGGUAUGUACGAGGAGGCAGUUUCGGACAACAGCGCUGGCCUGGAGCGGUGCCUUGACAAAUACGAUGCGAUUCUCUCGGAAAAUCCGGUUAAUUUGCCAAUCUUAAAGCGCCGUAUUGCUCUUUUGCGAUCGCUAUCCAAGCCUACGGAUGCGAUAUCUAGUCUAGUCCAAUUGCUUGAUGCCUCGCCAACAGAUGCCGAGGCUUGGUGUGAACUUGCGGAUCUAUACCAAUCCCAGGGCAUGAGCCCGCAAGCAAUCUUCAGCCUGGAAGAGGCUCUUUUGAUUGUACCGCAUGCAUGGAAUGUCCAUGCCCGCUUAGGGGAAGUUUUAUAUAUCUACGCCUGCUCCUUGGAUUCAGAUGCUAUGCAGCGACCAUUAGAGAGGUCCAUUCACUACUUUUGCAGAAGUGUUGAACUUUGCGACGAUUACCUUAGAGGUUUCUAUGGCUUAGCUAUGGCUACCUCACUAUCCUUGGAUAAUGUAACCCCAGAAGUCUCCCAAGAAACUAUCAGGCGCCUGCGUGAAUUAGCCCGGAGGAGACUUAGGGAUAUCAUAACAAAACAGUAUUCUCUGGAUCCACAUUUCCGUGGAUAUGGAGAAGAUGAACUGUCAGCUGUAAAAGAGUUCCUCGGUAGCUCUACGGAUUGACACUCAUAGCACUAUUAACAUUUCCUUUUUACCUGGGAUAGGCUAUCGCACCGUGUUGCGGAUAUAACUUGAAUGAUCAAAACAACUUCCACUAGCCAAUUUCAAGGACCCAUAACAUUCCCCUGAAAUAAUAAUUUCACCUUCACACGAAUCUUAAAGGAACAAAUAUAAUAAUAUUUUGAUC